AACUGUAAGUAAUAUUAUACAGACCAAAAAUACUGUUUACCAGAUUUUCUAGCAUAUGACAAAGUGUGCACAGUACAAUGCCUUUGUCAAAUAAGUUGGAGAAACUCCACACAGUCUUAUAUGCACUGUUUGUAAACUUUACAGACAGUCAAUGUGCAACCAGCAACUUCUGCUGUUGAUACUUAUUUUGUGGAAUAGGAGAACAAAUGAGUGUACAGGUCACCCGGUGUUAACUGAUCACAGCUGCCCACAUUCUCUUGCAACACCAGAGGAAUCACAUGAGUGUUGCCGGCCUUUAAGGAAGUUGUAUGCACAUUUUUUGAUGAUAGCAAGCCACAAAGACCCAAAAAUGUCUCUGAACACAUCCUAGAUGUUCACUGAUGGCUAAAGAAAUGGAGAAUAAGAGCUAGUGCUGCUAAAUCACUGCAUAUAAUAUUUACUCUGUCUGCUGUAAAAACUUGGAGAAAAUAGGCUACCAUACAAAAAGAUUUUAGAAAAUACCUUAGAUUGCACAUAGGUCAACACAAUGACCAAAAAUAUAUAUUAUGACAAAAAUGUAUACUGAAUAUAAGGAAGGUACUCAUCAUUACUUAUUAAACUUGUUACAAGGCAAUUAUAAUAAGAGAAUUUCUCUAGGACAGAUGUAAACAUACCAACAAAGCACUGCAUGAAAGUAAGGAGGAAAGGAAAGUAAAUUUGGAUGCCAUCUGACCUCAUGGAACUGUCCAAAUUUGACCCUAGAGCUACAAGAUAGAGUCUCUAACCUCCAAGAUGCAAUACUGUCGCUGGGAGCUGAGUGUCAAAAUGAUAAUAAUAUACUACAUAGUUUAUGUGAAUGAAUGCUGAUAAAAAGGAAAAACGUAUUAUGUCACAGCACCGACCGAGGUCUCUAUUGAGAAGUGAACUUUUUGGAGAGACUGGAUUUAAUUGAUUUUGUUCAAUUCAACAGUUCUAAUCAAAGUCAAAAUGUCUACAUCAAUAAAAACAGAGCAAAAAGAGGGUCGGAAAGACCCUACAACAUUCCUACCUGAAGAGCCAAUGACAUAUGAAAUUAAAGUAAAGAAGAAGAAAAAGAAACGAAAGCAAGAAGAUCCAUUUAAAGAUAUAGAAGAGAAAGUUAAACUUCCCACUGUGAUGGUGUUUGAUCCAUCUUCUGACACAAUAGACCCAGAAGUUAAUAUAAAAGUGGAGAAUAUUGAGGUGGAGUUGGAUUUUAAUGAUUUUGCAAACACCAGCGGAUUGAUGGUAGAGGCCGCAUACAGCGAAAACAGCCAAAGCGAGCCUGAAGUUAAAUUAGAACAGGAAAACAAAGAAGCACUACUUCUCACAUUUGAGGAACUUCUGAAGAGUGAAUCUGUGAAAUUCGAAAAUGAAACAAACAACGAAUAUGUCAUUGAUUAUGGCCAUGAACAAAACAUUGCAAGAAACUAUGUCUGUAAAGUGUGCCAUUUAGUCUUUCAGUCACCAAAAACAUUACGAAUGCACCAAAAAAGAAAACACCAAGUAUUUAGAAAGUCUUUCAAACAUAUUUGUGACUACUGCAGCAUGUCAUAUGAAACAAAGAAUAGUUUAAUUGCUCAUAUAAGAAGAAAGCAUGGUCCUAAUUCAACCCCAGAUGACUUUGAGGAGAGGACUUGCGAUAUUUGUGCAUUGGUUUUUAAAGGUAUGUCCAGGCUAAGAAUGCAUAUGAGGAGAAAGCAUGGCUCUUUUGAAGAUUCCUUCCAACAUGUUUGUGAGCACUGUGGACUUACAUACGACAAAUUAAGGAGCCUGAUUGUGCACGUUAAAAGAAAACAUUCCGGACAUAUAAAAAGUGAAACAGGCCAAUGGUAUAAAUGUCCCUUUUGUCCAAAGAUAUUUUCGAAGCGUGAAACUUACGCAAGACAUGUCCAAAGAAACCAUAAAGUUAAUGAUGAUGUCAAAGAAAAAGUCGAAGAUGAAAAAAUUAAUGUAUUUCCAGACGAGAAUGAUGAAGUGUCUUGCACAGAAUGUCCACUAGUAUUUUCAAGUCCAAAUUUUUUAAAAUUACACAUGAGAAGAAAGCACAAUGCUCUAAAAGAAGAUUUUCGACUUAAAUGCAAAAUAUGCAAUUUGUCUUAUGAUAAAAUCGAAAGUCUAAAGAGACAUGUACGAAGGAAGCAUGAUAAAGGGUCAUAUUGCUUUGUGUGUAAUAGACAAUUUGAUACCAAGGAACUGUUUUUAAGUCAUACACACACAAAGCAAAUUAUUGAAUGCUCCAUUUGUGGACUUAUUUUCGCCUCGAGAAAUGGUUUAAGUAAACAUACGCGCCAUUUGCAUCAUUCCGAUGAACCUAAGAGAGUAUUCUGUCAUAUUUGCAAUGAAGGAUUUUAUGAUAAGAGACAGUUAAAACCACAUUAUAUGAGAGUGCAUUUAAAAGUGUCGUAUUCUUGCCGUUUUUGUAAUAAGGUGUUCAAAGCCAAGGAAAGUUACAGAAGACACAUUAUAGUAAGGCACCAGAAUACUUUGCCAAAUAAUCAAAAAUGUGACCACUGUACGGAAACAUUUCCUGAUGAAUUUGAAUUGAGUAGACAUGUAUAUUUAGUACACCAUUUAAAUGACGGGAAAAUUAUUAAGAAAGAAGACGGCGACAAAAACGGUUUUCAGUGCACAAAGUGUACGAACAAUUAUGAUAGUUGGGAAGAGCUGCGAAUACAUUUUGAAGAAACUCAUUAUUCAAAAUCCGAGAGUCAAUGUCAGGACUGCGGUGAAUUAGUACCUUCAAAUGAAUUGCAGAAACAUAUGCAAUCUGUACAUGUCAAUAACUCAAUGAAAUGUAAGUUUUGUGAGUUCACCGCCAAAAACAGAGCGAGUAUGACUCAACAUAUGCUGAGGCACAAGAAUGCAACUACAUUACAUUGUCAGCAGCCUGGCUGUAGGUAUAAGACUUUUUAUGAAGGGGCCAUGGAUAAGCAUAAACGGAGACAUGCCUCCCAAGGCGUUAAGUUACAAUGCACAAAGUGUCCAUUUCAGACUAUGAAUAAGUAUGUGUUGAAGUAUCAUGAAGAAGCUCAUGAGAGUGGUAGUAAACGGUAUGCUUGUGACCAAUGUGAUUAUGCAACAGUGUUACCAACUAAUUUAGUACAACAUAAGUAUAAACAUUCCAAGGAAAAGAGGUUCAAAUGUGAAGUAUGUCCAUUCGCUACAAAGUACAACACCUCUUUACGAUUUCAUGUAAGAAAGAAGCACUGUGAUCUCCCUAGUUUUCACUAAGUGUUAUAUAUUAUAUUAUAUAGAGUUUAAUAUAUUGGUGUUAAUUAUG
Messenger RNA from Leptidea sinapis, 3280 nucleotides. RefSeq names its product zinc finger protein 26-like. NCBI's taxonomy places the organism in Eukaryota, Metazoa, Arthropoda, Insecta, Lepidoptera, Pieridae. The transcript is spliced from 3 exons. Gene Ontology annotation, molecular function: RNA polymerase II transcription regulatory region sequence-specific DNA binding; DNA-binding transcription factor activity, RNA polymerase II-specific. The coding region runs from base 967 to 3231 and encodes 754 amino acids. Gene Ontology annotation, biological process: regulation of transcription by RNA polymerase II. Gene Ontology annotation, cellular component: nucleus. The record is from RefSeq and is a predicted model, not a curated record.